AUGAGCACAACAGAUCAACCGACAAGUCAAGACGGGAAUGCACCCAUGGAUCCGCCAAUGGGCGAAGCCCGUCCCGUCGUUGUCGUCACCACAGCCGAACGUCUACCUGCGACACCCGGCGCAGUCAAGUCACCUAACAGCCAUGUAUCAGUGAUCGGGUAUCCUAGAGAUAAGCCUUGUGGUGAAAACAAUGGGGUGCGGCAGAUUGCCGAGGUUGUCAAAAUACUCGAAGACGCGGGUGUGCCAUGUUGCAUGGUUGCGGAACCACCUCUCAUCUAUUAUGGAACCGGCCGAACAAUGAUCGACUGGAUGAUAUGUGUCCCUACCGAACAACUCGACAAGGCCGCAGACUUGAUUCGGGCCGAGAAAGACCGUUUUGAACCGUUCAUGCCUUCCGCUAUGAAGAGGAAUCGCGACAUUGCGCAUUUGUACCCGCGCUUCAAGUUCAAGGGAGUUCGGUUAUUCUUUACAUUGUUGUCCUCGAAAGCCUGCCACAUCGUCUGCGAAUCUCAAAACAUCGAGCAUAGCGACAACGGCAUUCCGUACCCGCAACUUGACGUCUUCGCCCAAAGCCUUUUGGAUACGGGCAACUUUAUGGACUUGGAAGACUUGAUUGACGGCCUCUAG
This is a messenger RNA of Lasiodiplodia theobromae, 627 nucleotides long. RefSeq lists its product as uncharacterized. The record is from RefSeq and is a predicted model, not a curated record. NCBI's taxonomy places the organism in Eukaryota, Fungi, Ascomycota, Dothideomycetes, Botryosphaeriales, Botryosphaeriaceae. Bases 1 to 627 code for a protein of 208 amino acids. The transcript has 3 exons.